AUGGCACUUGUGAGAGCAGCUGAACGAACCUCUUCUUCUAAUACUUCUCGAUAUUGUCGUUAUCACGUGUUCCUGAGUUUCAGAGGUGAAGACACUCGCAAGACUUUUACCGACCACCUCUACACAGCCUUGGUCAACGCAGGAUUUCAUACUUUCCGUGACGACGAUGAGCUUGAGAGAGGAGAACAUAUUAAGCCCGCAUUGCAGAAAGCAAUCAAACACUCACGGACUUCUGUUAUUGUGUUCUCAAAAGACUAUGCGUCCUCCACAUGGUGCCUUGAUGAGCUCAUGAUGAUCCUUGAACGUAAGAGGAGAUCAGCUGACCAUGUCAUUUUACCAGUGUUCUACGAUGUGGAUCCAUCCCAUGUGAGGAAGCAGACAGGGAAUAUUGCAAAGGCAUUUGCUAGACACCAAAAAACUCAACCGCUGAAGAAGGUGGAAGUGUGGAGGGAGGCACUUGCAGAGGUUGCAGAUCUGGCAGCGAUGGUCCUACAAAAUCAAGCUCUUGGGCACGAGUCAAAGUUCAUCAACAAAAUUGUUAAAGUGAUAGGAGACAAACUAAAUCGCACACCCCUAAGUGUUCCCAACAUCAUGAUCGGGAUGCAAUCUCGAGUCAACAAACUUAACUUGUGGUUACAAGAUGGAUCAACUGAUAUCGGCAUAGCUGUAAUUUAUGGUAUUAGUGGAAUAGGAAAGACAACCAUUGCAAAGUUUGUUUAUAAUUCAAACUUUAGAAGAUUUGAAAGAAGCAGCUUCCUUGAAAAUAUCAAAGAAAUUUCAAAACAACCUACUGGCUUAGUUCAAAUACAAACACAACUUCUUUAUGAUGUUUUGAAUGGGAGAAAAGUGAAAAUAAGCAAUCUCAAUGAAGGAAUAACUAGGAUUGGAGAUGCCAUAAGUUCUAGAAGGGUUCUCCUUGUUCUCGAUGAUGUGGAUCACAUGGACCAAUUAGAUGCAGUACUUCGGAUGAAAGAUCGAUUUUAUCCAGGAAGUAAAAUCAUCGUAACAACUAGGCGUGCAAGAUUGUUAAAAGCUCAUCAAGUUGAUCAUGUGCAUGCUGUUGAAACUUUGAAUUACAAAGAUUCAUUGGUGCUCUUCAGUUGGCACGCUUUUGGCCAAGACCAUCCCAUUGAAGAUUACAUAGAAUAUUCAAAAAAGCUAGUGCACCACAGCGGAGGGCUUCCAUUAUCUCUUCAAGUUUUAGGUUCUUCUUUGUCGGGGGAAAGAAUAGGUGUAUGGAAAAGUGCAUUGGAGAAGUUAGAAGCUAUUCCAAAUGGUGAAAUAACAAAUAAACUAAGAGUAAGCUACGACUCCUUACAAGAUGACCAUGAUAGAAAAUUAUUCCUCCACAUUGCUUGUUUCUUCAUAGGAAAGGACAAAGAUUAUGUUAUUAAAAUACUAGAUGGAUGCGAUUUCUAUACAAUUGUUGGCAUUCAAAAUCUCACCGAUAGGUGUUUAGUGACAAUUGAUGAAUGUGAGAAGGUGCAGAUGCAUGACAUGAUUUGUGCAAUGGGAAAAGAUAUUGUUCGUCAAGAAUCAGAGGAGCCUUGGAAGUGUAGUAGAGUAUGGCAACAUAAUGAUUCUUUCAAAAUCUUGACAGAAAAGAAAGUAAGAAACAUGACAUGUGCGCACACAUAUGGUUCAAAAACAAUUGAAGGUCUUGUCUUGGACAUGCAUAUGCGCCAUACAAACAAUCCCACAAACUCAAAGGAGAAGGUUUUAGAAACCAAUGCUUUUGCAAGGAUGCACAAACUAAAGCUCCUCCAUCUUAGUCAUGUACAACUUGACGGAUCUUAUGCACAAUUUUGUACAGGAUUACGAUGGUUGUGUUGGCUUAAGUUUCCCCUGGAUUCUAUACCCACUGAUUUUCCUUUGGGGAGCCUAAUUGUUCUUGAAAUGCAAUAUAGCAGCUUGAGACAAGUCUUUGAAGGAAUGAAAUGUCUUCUGUCAUUGAAGAUCCUUGAUCUCAGCCAUUCUCAUUCCCUUACAGAAACUGACUUCUCAUUUUGCCCAAAUCUAGAGAAACUUAUUCUUGUAGAUUGUGUGAGCCUAAUUUGUGUCCAUGGAUCCAUUGGAAACCUUGAGAGACUUGUUUACUUGAGUAUGAAGGAUUGCGCAAAUCUUAGGAUACUUCCAGAGAACAUGUUCAUGCUAAAAUUACUUGAAGCACUUAUUAUAUCUGGUUGCAUAAAUCUUGAGUUACCAAUUGAGAUGUUGAGGAGUAUGGAAUCUCUGAAAGUGCUCGAGACAGAUGGAAUUCCAAUUGGUGAAUUAUGGCCAGGAAGAAGUUCAUGUAUCUUGAGUUCUUUACCAUGCUCUUUAGUAGACUUGAGUCUUUGUGGGUGCAAUAUUUCGGAUGAUGCCUUUACCAGGGAGUUUAGUAAUCUACCCUCAUUGCAAAGACUAAAUCUAGGUAAUAAUCCAAUUUGUAGCCUGCCAGAUUUCAUCAAAGGUUUAAAGAGGCUCGAUACACUCUCUUUUGUAGGGUGUAGGAGUCUCAAAUCGCUUCUUGGGUUACCAAAACUAGGCGAAUUGGUUGUGGUAGAUUGCAUAUCUUUGGAAAAAGUAACAUAUCAAUCUUCCCUCUAUAAGCGGCCUCAAGUUUUUUUUCAUGACAACCGCAACCUAGUUGAAUGGGAGUACUGGUACAAGCUGGAACCCAUUGGAAGAGUUGAUGUAGAAAUAAUCAACCUUUUGGGCUUGUGCAACUUGGAAUCCAUGGCACCCAUUCAAAUGCACAGCUCAAGUUGGGGGUCACGAAAGGAUGAUUGCAGUUCGGUCCAGGGACUGUAUGAAUAUGGUAUAUUCAGCACAUUUUUUGUCGGGAAUGAGGUUCCAGGCCAGUUCAGCCAUAAAAGUACAAAGUCCUCGAUCUCUUUUACGGUGCCUUCACUUCCUAAUCACCAAAUUCGAGGCUUGAAGGUCUUCGUUGUCUAUACAAAAUAUGUCAAUGAUCUUCCUGAAGGGGACCCUGAUGAAGAUACGACAGAUGAAGAAGAAGAGCAACAGGAUGAUCUCACAAUUGUUGCCAUGGUAGGCAGCAACGACUCUGGUGGCCUCCAUGGCUGGAAGCUGCUCAUCACCGCAUCAUGUUUCUUUCUCAUGCUUUCUCUAAUCACACAGUCGUCUCUCACACACAGAAAGAAGCGACAGUCAAAAAGUCGUGGAUGA
This is a messenger RNA of Prunus avium (sweet cherry), 3171 nucleotides long. NCBI's taxonomy places the organism in Eukaryota, Viridiplantae, Streptophyta, Magnoliopsida, Rosales, Rosaceae. The record is from RefSeq and is a predicted model, not a curated record.